Molecule: messenger RNA, 1239 nt
Organism: Rotaria sp. Silwood1
Lineage: Eukaryota; Metazoa; Rotifera; Eurotatoria; Philodinida; Philodinidae
Source: the annotation of a GenBank genome assembly
AUGAAUGAUGAAGUUGAUGAAUUAGAAAAAACGAACCAGCUUCGAAAUAAUGAUUUAAAGAACUUUAAGGAGGAAAAGAAAGGUUUACAAACCGAAGAAGAACAGUGUAUUACACGUAUGAAAGACGAAGAACAAGAUCAAAUGGAAAAAGAAGUUGAAAAACAAAAAAUAGAUGUUGACGAACAUGGAAGAAAAUUGCUCGAUGAAUGGGAUCAAUUAAACCAAUAUGAACAACAACGAGACAGAUGUGAUAAUCAAAAAUGCGAUCUUGAACAAGAGAAACAAUCUAUUGAACGUGAAAAACUUGAAAUUGAACGACAAAUGCGAGAAACUCGAGAAUAUAUCAAGCAAUUAGAAGAAGCCUUGCAAAAAAAAUACAAUCGAUGCAAACUGGGCUUUUUAGGACAAAAAUUCUCUCAAAAAGAACAAGAAUGUGUACAAUUAAACAUUCAAGAAGAUCAAAUUAAUCAACAACUUCAAAGUCAAACACAAGAAUAUGACAAUGCUGAACGAACGAUGCAAGAUAAAACUAAACAAAUAGAACAAUUAGAAGCAGUUCUCAAAGCGAUGGAAGAACAAUUGCAUCGUAUUGAAACUGAUUUGAAAAAGUCUAAUCAAGAUUUAGAAAAUGAAAAACGACUUUUUCAACGAUUGACAUCCGAAUUAAAAACUGCUGAACGCAAUGAACGAAAAGCUGCUACUGAAUUACGUAAUCAAGAACAAAAACUCGUCCGUGAGGAACAAAACCUUCAACGAUGUCGGGAAAAAGAACAAGCAGCUAGUCGACGUCGUCAAGAAACUGAACAUGAAGUAGAAAUGAUGGAGACAGAUCUAGAAAUAGCUACAGCAGCUUUACUCAUCGCUGAUUUAGCUUUAACUGCGUUAAUUGCAUUGACAAUCGUCAAUCCUUUGGCCGGUAUGUUCUGCAUAGCAAUCAAACAAGCAGCUGUAACAGCAGCUCAACAUGCAGUAGGAAAAGCAGAGCAGAAAUUGGGAGAGAAGAAAGCACUUCUGGUAAAACGGGUGAGUGAUCAUGAAACUGCCCAAGCAAAUCGAAAGAAAUCCGAAGAAAUAUUAAAUGUCAACAGAAUUAAUCUUGAUACAAGAAAAAGUGAUUUGACCAAUCGAAAACAAGAUGUAGUUACAGAGAAAGAUAAAUUAAGUCAACAAAAAACCGUCGUCGAAAAUGUUACUCAACAAUCGAAAGGACUUCGAAAUGAACGUGGAAAAAUUCAAUAA